GAGGGAGUGCGAGCUGAGUGAGUCUGAGGGAGACCGAUAGAGUAAGGGGGAUAUCUGAGGCACCAUUCGGCGACUAUAAUCUAUGUGGGCUGCUGUCUUUGGAUUUUUGUGGGACCUCUCGGCACCAUGAAAGAAUAAGCAUGCCACAGGCAGAGGGGAAUGGCUUUUAAAUUGUCUGGGUCCUCGUACCUACUGUCUGGCUUCCUCCUGCUCUAAAGGACUCAAGCUUUUUAUGGGAACUACUGGCCUUGCUCUCUUGAGGAUUUAGCUUUCCUUGUGGGACACCAUUUUCCAUCAUCUCUGAAACGGGUGCACAGCCAAGGAAACGAUGGCCAACAACUCGUAUACCGGGGUGAAGAACUCGAUGGCGGAAGCCAAUCAUGAUGCUGAGUUUGGCUGCACACUUAAAGAGCUGCGUUCCCUCAUGGAACUACGAGGGGCAGAGGGAUUGCACAAAAUCCAGGAAUCUUAUGGGGACGUUAAUAGACUCUGCUCCAGGUUGAAAACAUCGCCUAUAGAUGGUUUAAGUGGACAGCCCACAGACAUCGAAAAAAGAAAAACAGCAUUUGGACAGAACUUUAUACCUCCAAAAAAGCCAAAAACAUUUCUUCAAUUAGUUUGGGAAGCAUUACAAGAUGUGACCCUGAUUAUUCUAGAAGUGGCAGCCAUAGUUUCAUUAGGCCUUUCUUUUUACAAGCCUCCAGAUGCAGAAAGAGAAAACUGUGGGAAGGCAGCUGGAGGUGCUCAUGAUGAGGGUGAAGCAGAGGCUGGCUGGAUAGAGGGAGCAGCCAUCCUCCUGUCUGUCAUCUGCGUGGUGCUAGUCACAGCAUUCAAUGACUGGAGCAAAGAGAAGCAGUUCCGUGGCUUACAAAGCCGCAUCGAACAAGAGCAGAAGUUUACGGUCGUCCGUGGCGGCCAAGUCAUCCAAAUCCCAGUGGCUGAGAUCGUAGUCGGCGAUAUUGCACAAAUAAAAUAUGGUGACCUCCUACCUGCUGAUGGUAUUCUUAUCCAAGGGAAUGAUCUGAAGAUUGACGAGAGCUCUCUGACAGGAGAGUCAGACCACGUGAAGAAGACCCAGGAGAAAGAUCCUAUGCUGUUGUCAGGCACCCACGUAAUGGAGGGCUCCGGAAAAAUGGUGGUCACUGCCGUGGGAGUCAACUCCCAAACUGGAAUCAUCUUCACUCUCUUGGGGGCAGGAGAGGAGGAGGACGAUGAUGAAGAUAAGGAGGAGAAGAAGAAGGAGAAAGAGAAGAAAAAAGACAAGAAAAACAAAAAGCAGGACGGCUCCGUCGAAAAUCGAAAGAAAGCUAAAGCUCAGGAUGGAGCUGCUAUGGAGAUGCAACCGCUUAACAGUGAUGAGGGCGCAGAUGGAGAAGAGAAGAAAAAAGCCAACUUGCCAAAGAAAGAGAAAUCUGUUCUACAAGGGAAACUUACUAAACUCGCUGUCCAAAUUGGAAAAGCAGGGUUAGUGAUGUCUGCCAUCACAGUCAUCAUCCUGGUGGUUCUGUUUGUGGUGGACACAUUUUGGAUCCAGAAUCUCCCCUGGGUGAAGGAGUGCACACCUGUCUAUGUCCAGUUCUUUGUCAAAUUCUUCAUCAUCGGUGUGACAGUGCUGGUAGUGGCAGUUCCCGAAGGCCUUCCCUUAGCCGUCACCAUCUCGUUGGCUUACUCUGUCAAAAAAAUGAUGAAGGACAAUAAUCUAGUGCGGCAUCUGGAUGCCUGUGAGACGAUGGGUAACGCCACUGCCAUUUGCUCUGAUAAGACUGGUACGCUCACCAUGAACAGGAUGACUGUGGUGCAGGCGUACAUCGCUGACAAGCACUACCGGAAGGUUCCUGAACCCGAGAACAUCCCUGCCAGCAUCAUGGACCUCCUUAUCCUCGGUAUCAGUGUUAACUGCGCAUACACCACCAAAAUAAUGCCUCCAGAGAAGGAGGGUGGGCUGCCACGUCAGGUAGGCAACAAAACUGAAUGUGCCUUGCUUGGCUUUGCCUUGGACCUGAAAAAAGACUACCAAGCAAUCCGCAAUGAAAUCCCCGAGGAGAAGCUCUACAAGGUUUACACCUUCAACUCUGUCAGAAAAUCCAUGAGCACCGUGCUGAAGAACGCUGACGGAAGCUUCCGGAUGUUCAGCAAAGGAGCCUCAGAGAUCCUGCUCAAGAAGUGUUAUAAGAUCCUCACAGCGAGUGGGGAGUCAAAGGUUUUCCGGCCGCGUGACCGUGAUGACAUGGUGAAGAAGGUGAUUGAGCCCAUGGCCUCAGAGGGCCUUAGGACCAUCUGCCUGGCCUACAGAGACUUCCCCGCCUCAGACGGAGAACCAGACUGGGACAACGAGAGUGACAUUCUAACCAGCCUCACCUGUAUAUGUGUGGUGGGCAUCGAGGACCCCGUCCGGCCCGAGGUCCCAGAUGCCAUACGAAAGUGCCAGCGUGCCGGCAUCACUGUGCGCAUGGUCACUGGGGAUAAUAUCAACACCGCUCGCGCCAUAGCAACCAAGUGCGGCAUCCUGCAGCCAGGCGAUGACUUCCUCUGCUUAGAGGGCAAAGAGUUUAACCGACGGAUACGUAAUGAAAAAGGCGAGAUUGAACAAGAGCGCAUUGAUAAAAUUUGGCCAAAACUACGAGUCCUGGCUAGAUCAUCUCCAACAGACAAACAUACUCUAGUAAAAGGUAUAAUCGACAGCACUAUUGUAGAACAAAGACAAGUUGUAGCAGUAACAGGAGAUGGGACUAAUGAUGGGCCUGCAUUGAAGAAAGCUGAUGUUGGAUUUGCUAUGGGUAUUGCUGGGACAGAUGUGGCCAAGGAGGCGUCUGACAUUAUUCUCACCGACGACAAUUUUAGCAGUAUCGUCAAGGCUGUGAUGUGGGGACGCAAUGUCUACGACAGCAUUUCCAAGUUCCUCCAGUUCCAGCUGACUGUCAACGUAGUGGCUGUGAUUGUUGCCUUCACCGGAGCCUGCAUCACACAGGACUCUCCUCUGAAAGCGGUGCAGAUGCUGUGGGUGAAUCUGAUCAUGGACACAUUUGCCUCUCUGGCCUUGGCCACUGAGCCGCCCACCGAGUCUCUGCUGCUGCGUAAGCCCUACGGCCGCAAUAAGCCUCUCAUUUCCAGAACCAUGAUGAAGAAUAUCCUGGGCCACGGCGUCUACCAGCUCAUCAUUAUUUUCACCCUGUUGUUUGCAGGUGAAAAGAUGUUUGACAUUGACAGUGGGCGGAACGCACCCCUGCAUGCUCCACCCUCUGAGCACUACACCAUCGUCUUCAACACUUUCGUCAUGAUGCAGCUCUUCAACGAGAUCAAUGCACGCAAGAUCCAUGGCGAGCGCAACGUCUUUGAAGGCAUCUUCAACAACUUGAUCUUCUGCUCUAUCGUCUUUGGCACCUUUGUCAUCCAGAUUGUGAUAGUGCAGUUUGGAGGAAAACCCUUUAGCUGUGUUGGCCUGUCUAUUGACCAGUGGCUCUGGUGCAUCUUUCUGGGCUUUGGCUGUCUGCUGUGGGGUCAGGUCAUCUCAUCCAUUCCCACCAGUCGGCUGAAGUUCCUGAAGACGGCGGGCCAUGGCACACAGAAGGAGGAGAUCCCUGACGAGGAGUUGGAGGACAUGGAGGACCUGGAUGAGAUCGACCAUGCUGAGCGGGAGCUCCGCCGAGGCCAGAUCCUCUGGUUCAGAGGCCUCAACCGCAUCCAGACCCAGAUGGAUGUAGUGAGUGCAUUCCAGAGCGGCACCUCCUUUCAGGGGGCUCUGAGGCGCCAGCCCUCCAGCUCCAGCCAGCAACACGAUAUCCGUGUGGUGAAUGCAUUCCGCAGCUCUCUGUCCCCUUAUGAGGGACUGGAGAAACCCGAGUCGCGCAGUUCAAUCCACAACUUCAUGACCCACCCAGAGUUCCGAAUAGAGGACUCGGAGCCCCACAUCCCCCUCAUUGACGACACAGACGCCGAGGACGACGCCCCUACCAAGCGCAAUGCAACGCCCACGCCUCCGCCGCCACCCUCGCCCAAUCAGAACAAUAACGCCGUAGACAGCGGCCUUCACCUCUUUCUGGAUAGCAGCAAACCAGCCACGCCCUCGGCCCCCGGGAGCCCCCUUCACAGCCUUGAGACGUCCCUCUGAUCGACCCCGCCUCUUGACACACACACUCUUUUGUUUUUUUUUCUACGGAGACAGGCGCUAAGAGGACACAUGGGCAGGAUGGGGCAGAGACAGCGUCUCCUGGGAGCUUAGCCUGUGCUGGACUGCAACAAGAGCAAGCAUUCAUCAGAAUGUAGGGUUUGGUUGUGAUGUUUUCCUCUUUUUUUCUUACUUUAUUCUUAUUUUUUGGUUCUUAAUGUCCCUUUGGAAAACUGAGGGGAGGGGCUCUCUGUUUCCACCACUCCCUCCCUCAAAGAUCUUUUUUUUCCCUUUGUUGAAAGCAGAGGGGUGGCUCCAACUCAGAUUGAAAGUGACCUGUUGUUGUUGUUAUUAUUAUUAUCAUCA
Chanos chanos (milkfish) is the source of this 4471-nucleotide messenger RNA. RefSeq names its product ATPase plasma membrane Ca2+ transporting 1a (gene atp2b1a). The record is from RefSeq and is a predicted model, not a curated record. Lineage: Eukaryota; Metazoa; Chordata; Actinopteri; Gonorynchiformes; Chanidae. The transcript has 22 exons. Bases 329 to 4108 code for a protein of 1259 amino acids. Gene Ontology annotation, biological process: calcium ion transmembrane transport; regulation of cytosolic calcium ion concentration. Gene Ontology annotation, molecular function: P-type calcium transporter activity; ATP hydrolysis activity; PDZ domain binding. Gene Ontology annotation, cellular component: plasma membrane; intracellular membrane-bounded organelle.